AGAAAAUCAUCACAAAACAACAAUGUCAAACCAGAGUCCUCCGUAGAACACACAAGGUUCGGAAGAAUUAUAGCUUUUGGAAAACAUGCGUCUGAACAACCGUCCUCACAAGUCUCUUCUCUUAACAUCAAGGAACUUUCAAGAAUAGACAAGACUUUAAAUGUUAGCACAUCAUGUGAAAUUUUGUCGGAGUACGGUAAAAUGAGCCGAGAAAGCAUUGUAAAGUUAGCGGAAAACACAGCUUACACAGCCACCACCGUUCUUGAUCUUCUCCGAUUUAUAGCCUUUAAGAUGAUGAGACGAGCCGAAGAUCAUUUCUCUCACGGCGUUGCCGAAAAUCUCGAUGACCCUAAGUAUGGGCAUUAUAAGUAUUGGUCUAAUCCACUUGAGACCAAAUUACCGGACGCACCGGAUAUGGAGAUGCAUUGUCUUUACGGAGUUGGGAUUCCGACCGAGAGAUCUUACAUAUACAAGCUCUCAACCUCUUUUGGUAAGUGCAAUAAAAACAUUCCAUUCCGAAUAGAUAGAUCGGUGGAUGGAGACGAUGUGUGUCUUAAAGGAGGAGCUCGUUUUGUGGAUGGAGACGAGAGUGUACCGGUAAUAAGUGCGGGGUUUAUGUGCGCAAAGGGAUGGAGAGGAAAAACGCGGUUUAACCCAUCGGGGAUGGAGACGUUUGUGCGGGAAUAUAAACACAAGCCACCGGGAAAUCUGUUGGAAAGUCGAGGAACGGAAAGUGGAGCUCAUGUGAACAUAAUGGGUAAUGUUGGACUCGUUGAAGAUGUUCUAAGGAUUGCUUCGGGAGCUUCAGGGCAGGAGAUAGGUGGCGAUAAGAUUUACUCUGAUGUGAUGAGGAUGUCGGAGAGGAUUAGGAUCAGGUUGUGA
Messenger RNA from Thlaspi arvense, 882 nucleotides. The record is from the annotation of a GenBank genome assembly. Lineage: Eukaryota; Viridiplantae; Streptophyta; Magnoliopsida; Brassicales; Brassicaceae.